AUGCUGCGCGCGAGCGAGAGCGGCGCCGCCGUCACCGCCAUCGCCUUCAGUCCGGACGGGUCGAGGCUGGCGGCGGCGACGGCCGACGGCAUGCUUGUGCUCUGGUCCGUCGGCGGCGACUGCAGCGGUCGGCCGGCGGCAGAGGGUGAGGGCAGUAGCGGCGAGGGCGAGCCGCAGCUGCUGGCUCGCCUCGCCUCGUACUUCGGCGGCUUGCUCUGCGUCGCUUGGGCGAGGGACGGCGCUAAUGAGUCGGUAAUUGAUGGCGACUGCCUGCAGGACGACCUCGUGUCCGUCGUCUCUUUCGAGCGGAGAGCGGUGGUCGCGCGUGCGCAGGGACACAGCUCCUGGGUCCACCACGUCGCCUUUGAGCCCGCGCCGCUGCAGGAGGGGAAGGACCGCCCGCCCGCCUCGCACGCCUUCGCCUCGGUCGGCGCCGACGGCCGAAUCUGCUUUUGGGAGUUCCGCGCCGACGGCAAGGGGGAGGACGGGGGCGGGCCCCCGCCGAACGGCGCCGACGUGCCGCUCCUCGCUCCUCUCGCCUCGGUGCCGCUGCACGAGCGGCCCGUCGCCGCGCUGCUGUACGGCCGAGGCGAGAUGCACACGGCGUGCGCCGGCGGCUUCGUCAAGACGUUUGCGCGGGUCUCAUGA
Emiliania huxleyi CCMP1516 is the source of this 648-nucleotide messenger RNA. RefSeq lists its product as hypothetical. NCBI's taxonomy places the organism in Eukaryota, Haptophyta, Isochrysidales, Noelaerhabdaceae. The transcript has 4 exons. The coding region runs from base 1 to 648 and encodes 215 amino acids. Gene Ontology annotation, molecular function: protein binding. The record is from RefSeq and is a predicted model, not a curated record.